This is a messenger RNA of Dacryopinax primogenitus, 607 nucleotides long. Its product is annotated as replication factor A protein 3. NCBI's taxonomy places the organism in Eukaryota, Fungi, Basidiomycota, Dacrymycetes, Dacrymycetales, Dacrymycetaceae. The transcript is spliced from 4 exons. Bases 62 to 400 code for a protein of 112 amino acids. Gene Ontology annotation, biological process: base-excision repair; nucleotide-excision repair; DNA replication. The record is from RefSeq and is a predicted model, not a curated record. Gene Ontology annotation, molecular function: damaged DNA binding; single-stranded DNA binding. Gene Ontology annotation, cellular component: DNA replication factor A complex; nucleus; site of double-strand break.
GUUCUCGUUCUCAACCACCACCACCUCACGACCUGCUCAGCAUCCUCCCACCAAAAUACUCAUGGACCGCCCAACACCGCGCAUCAACUCCAAGCGCAUGCAGUACUACGUCGGCCAAGUAGUGCGCAUGACGGGCAAGCUGCUGCGCGUAAACGGCGACACAGCGAUAAUCGAGUCCACCGACGGGGGAAACGUCGAAGUCCGUCUUUCCAGAGACAGUCAUCUUUCUGAUCCUAUAGUAGAGAUCAUCGGGCAUGUAGAGGAUGAACAUACGCUCAAGAUGCUCACUGGGAGCGAUAUGGGGAGCGAUGUUGAUCUGCAGACGUGGGAUACGAUGACCGAGUUGAUGCAUAAGUUUCCCGAGAUAUUUAUGGAGCCCGAUCAGGCCAAGCCGCUCUGAAGAGGGAGCUGGGAACUGUCGAGAUGUUGAGAUGGUUGGUCCUGUCUGCGAGUGCAAGUGCGGGUCGAUGGAUUAUCGCUGGGUCGUGCAGUUGGACAGUGGGGAGGCGGAGGAUGGUAUUCUGGGUGGGAGGAGUGGUGCAUUGGGGAAGGGCGUUGUGCUUGGUUGAGAAUAAGACGACUGUAUGCAGCCAGAACUGUACUCUAG